AUGUCCGUCCGUCGUUCUAUAUUUUCAGCGGUCUUGGCCUUAUUGGCACUAGCGAAUACAACUUCGGCCAAUACAGAGGCCUGUUUGCCAACGAACGAAAGGGAAGAUGGGAUGAAUAUUAACUUUUACGAGUAUAUGUUAGGGGAUACCUCCACAUACACAGAUCCUGCAUAUAUGGGCUAUGGAUAUGCCAAUACAAAAAAUUUAGGUUCUGUUAGCGGACAGACCGAGCUUUCUGUAUAUUAUAGCUCCCCUUGUGACAGCAUUCCAACCUGUUCUGAGAAUUUGCAGCCCAUGAAACGUGACGAACAGCCCUGUGCUGAGACUAGUGUUGCAUUUACAAGACGUGACGAUGAUGACUGUGAUCCAGAUGCUGCCUAUUGGAGUUCAGAUCUUUUUGGCUUCUACACUACUCCAACAAACGUAACUGUGGAAAUGACAGGUUACUUUUUACCGCCAGAGAAUGGUUCUUACUCAUUUUUCUUCGAUUCCGUCGAUGAUUCCGCAAUUCUGUCAGUUGGAGGUGAGGACGCAUUUGAAUGCUGCGAGCAACAACAAUCUCCCAGCACAUCUACGAGUUUCACAGUGAACGGCGUUAGUGGCGACACCUCAUCUUCUUUGGAGGGGUCAGUCUACCUAUAUGCAGGCUACUAUUACCCAAUGAAGAUUGUUUUUUCCAACGCUAAUUCAUCAGCUACACUUCCAGUUGGUAUGACCUUGCCAAACGGUACCUUCGUUUUCGAUGACUUCGAAGGAUACGUUUAUUCCUUUGAUAACAACCCGGUUCAAGCUGACUGUACUAUUGCAGAUCCUGCAAGACAUACGAUUGCUGCUGUAGCAAGGACUAGGACCCUUCCAUGGACUGGAACGUACACAACAACGGAGAUGCAAACCUCUACCUACACUGGUCUGAACGGGUUAACCACAGAGGAGACAAUUUUUGAAAUUCAGACACCAAGUGUAGUCAACUCGUCCACUGCUACCAGCGGGUUUACUAGCAGUUCAGCGGGUCCUAUCACAACAGGUACGAUUAUAACUACUGGAACCUCCACAUUUGCUAUUCCAACAAGCAGCGUCGCUGCAUCUUCAUCUCAAAGCGAGAUCGUCAGUUCCGCAUUUUCUUCUAACUUAACGACCAGCAGCGUCGCUACAUCAUCUACUACACCAUCCAGUAGUGUUGCCACAUCGUCCACUACACCAUCCAGUAGUGCUGCUACAUCAUCCACUACACCAUCCAGUAGUGCUGCAUCUUCAUCUCAUAUCGAGAUCGUCAGUUCUUCCGCAUUUUCUUCUAACUUAACGACCAGUAGUGUUGCCACAUCAUCCACUACACCAUCCAGUAGUGCUGCUACGUCAUCCACUGCACCAUCCAGCACUGUUGCUGCAGCAUCUGCUAUACCAUCCAGUAGCGUCGCUGCAUCUUCACCUCAAAGCGAGAUCAUCAGUUCUUCCGCAUAUUCUUCUAAUUUGACUACCAGCUCUACUACGAUAUCAUCAGCCCAGAGUGAGAUUACAAUCUCUACAGUUUUGUCUGAUUCAACCAUUAGUUCUUCCGCAUCAUUCACUGGCCCAACUUUUAGUUUUGCAAUGUCUUCAUCUCUAAGUGAGAUUAAAGAUUCCUCCACACUAUCUUCUCAUUCAACAAGUAGUAAUACUGCAUUAACUAAAACCGAGGUCACUUAUUCGUCGAUACCUUAUACCGUCCCCGAUUCCAAUCUUCCUACAUCUCCUACCGAAACUGAGGUUACGAGCUCCUCCACUGCCACGGCAUCAUCUACUCAGCCUAGAGCCACAAGUUCUUUCAUAUCAUCUACGCGCAGUAUCACCCCUAUGUACCCCAGUAAUCAAACUCUGGUGACAAGCUCUUCUAUCCCUACGACCUCUGGGUUUUAUACAUUGUCUGAGUCACGCGAAUCGUCUGAGACUGGAGGUAAUUCUAUCUCGAAUGAUCCCAGAUUAUCUUCUUUAGAUGCAAAUGCCCAUACCGCCACGACAUCUAGUGAUUCGAUCGAAAUUUCUUCCGCACCUUCUCAAUCUGGAACCAUUAGCUCUUCCACAACGCCUACUGACUUGACCACUGAAGUUUCUGAAACAUCUAACGGUUUCACGAGAAGCACAUCCACAUCGGGCUCUUAUUCAACCACUACUGCCUUCGCAUCCUCAAGUAGCUUUUCAACGAGUGGCUCUAGCAACCCUCACGAAUCGGCAGUAUCUUCGAGCUCUUCUACCUCCAGCUUGACCACAUUCGCUUCCUCCAAGGCCUCCGAAUCAUCAUAUACCAUUCCAUUGACCGAUACAGCCACUGAGUUUUCGAAUAAUAAAUCAGAAUCCAUCAGUUACCCCACAACCUAUUUCAAAAGUCGUGAAACCACCGCUGUUUCAACCUCUGUUCCAAGCCUUUCUGAGCCUGCUUCUUUGUUGUCCUCUUCAUCCUCUUCUAUCUCUCGGUAUGUCACAUCCGGUAUUAAGAGCGAAACUGCCAGCACCACUGCUGGAGCAAAUACCUCUGUAGAUGAAGCUUUUGUUUCACCUUCUGUGGUCCAAACAAUCUCCAGUAACGAGGUUUCCUCUGAGCCAUACCAUGAUCAUACUACUACACCAAGUGUAACUUCCGUUCCUACAAAAAAAAGUGAAACUACUUUGGUCACCGUGACUUCCUGCGAAUCUGGUAUUUGUUCCGAAACUACUUCUCCUGCAGUCGUUUCCACAGCCACAACUACUGUUAGAGGCAUUGCCACAGAAUACGCCACAUGGUGUCCAAUUUCUACUUCAGAAUCAAGAGAGCAAACAACAAUAGUUACUGUUACUUCCUGUGAGUCUGAAAUCUGUUCUGAGACGGUUUCUCCAGUCAUAAUCUCUACGGCCAGAACUACUGUUAACGGUAUCACCUCGGAAUACACUACAUGGUGCCCUAUUUCAACCGCGGAACCAAGUCAGCAAACAGUAGCGGUUACUGUAACCUCUUGUGAAUCUGGUGUCUGUUCCGAAACUGCCUCUCCUGCCAUCGUUUCCACAGCCACAACGACCAUCAAUGAUGUUGUUAAGGUAUAUACCACUUGGUGCCCCAUCACAGCAAAUGAAGAAAGUGCCAAAAUCAGUGCUGCUGCCGGAAUUAGUGGUACUUCUACUAUCUCGGAAGCCACUAACACGAAAACAGGAGCUCACGGAAACGAAGUAUCUUCUGUUUCGGGAUCCAACUACGCUGAAGUACAGGCAUCUACUGCGGUCAAUACCAUAGCUGAUAGCAAUGAUGUUUCCUCUGAAUUGAAAACUGCUAGCACUGAGGGUUUAGGGGCGAUUUACUUGAGCACAGUUUCCCAGGAACACCGUGGAACUUCCUCAAAUGGCGCACUAGUAUCUAGUACUGCCUCUCUAGAAAUGUCAAGUUAUGUUGAUGAAGCGAAUGGUCUACUCACCAAUAGUGCCAUAAGUGUCUUCAUUGCUUCCGUAUUGCUGGCAAUAAUUUGA
Molecule: messenger RNA, 3468 nt
Organism: Saccharomyces kudriavzevii IFO 1802
Lineage: Eukaryota; Fungi; Ascomycota; Saccharomycetes; Saccharomycetales; Saccharomycetaceae
Exons: 1
Coding region: 1-3468 (1155 amino acids)
Source: RefSeq, a predicted model, not a curated record